Messenger RNA from Guillardia theta CCMP2712, 885 nucleotides. RefSeq names its product Pch2/Trip13 meiosis-specific crossover resolution. Gene Ontology annotation, molecular function: protein binding. Lineage: Eukaryota; Cryptophyceae; Pyrenomonadales; Geminigeraceae. The transcript has a single exon. The record is from RefSeq and is a predicted model, not a curated record. Bases 1 to 885 code for a protein of 294 amino acids. Gene Ontology annotation, cellular component: extracellular matrix.
AUGUCGAGCAGGCUGGCGGUUUGCGCGCUCUGGCUGGUGGUUCUGGCAGGCUGGGCAUGGCAGGCUGAGGGAGCAAGAAACUUGACUUGCGGGAAGUGUGUGUUUCAUGUCUCAGACGAGGGCUUGUUGACCAGGGAGGGAAGCAACUGUGGUGCUGGUUGCGGUGCUCUUGAUUUCAGUGAUUCAUGGGGCAUUCGGAAUAUCUCCAACGGGACUUUUGACGGGCUGUCGAGCUUGCAGCAUCUAGAUCUCAGCAACAACGAGCUGUCGAGUCUACCAGCAGGAGUGUUUGACCGGCUGUCAAACUUGCAGGGGCUGGAUCUCUACAACAACAGGCUGUCGAGUCUACCAGCAGGAGUGUUCGACAGUCUUUUGAAGUUGUUCAGUUUAAAUCUCUAUAACAACAAGUUACAGAAUCUACCAGCAGGAGUCUUCGACAAUCUAUCUAUGAUGUGGUCUUUAUAUCUCAACGAUAAUCUGUUGGCGAGUCUUCCUGCAGGAGUCUUGGACGGAACCCCAAACUUAAUGUGGCUGAGUCUCAACAACAAUAAGCUGUCCAGUCUUCCUGCUGGAGUAUUCAACAGGACCUCAGCUUUGAUGUGGCUGUAUCUUGAGAACAACGAGCUGGAAAGUGUUCCUGCAGGAGUGUUUGAUGGUCUCUCCAGAACGUGUUCCAUGUCUCUCGACCACCACGUCCUAUCACUUCUUCCCGCAGGAAGCUUUGACAAGCUCCGGACAUGUCUGAGCCUGUCCCUCUUCGACGACAAGCUGUCCAGUCUUCCUGCAGGAGUCUUCAAUGGUCUUUCGAAGUUGCGUGGGAUAUAUCUGGAAUACUAUAAUCUGUCUAGUCUUCCGUUGGAGUCUUCGACGGGCUCUCAGGCUUAG